Molecule: messenger RNA, 2030 nt
Organism: Rhinichthys klamathensis goyatoka
Lineage: Eukaryota; Metazoa; Chordata; Actinopteri; Cypriniformes; Leuciscidae
Gene: lpcat1
Product: lysophosphatidylcholine acyltransferase 1
Exons: 14
Coding region: 251-1843 (530 amino acids)
Molecular function (GO): calcium ion binding
Source: RefSeq, a predicted model, not a curated record
AUGAUGUCAGAAUUUGCGUCUAUCACGCAUGCGCACAAUUAAAACGAGCAUGAUGCUGCUCGCUCGGUAAAUUACAAGAGUUGACAGCGUCAAAAGAGAAGCUGAACGCUGGUUGUUUAAAAUCGACUUGAAGCGCACGUAAGACCAGGACAAGCAGAAAAGUUAUUUAGUAUAUAAAAGCAGCACCGCGCGGACGCAUUUGCUUUUCCUUUUAUUAUUAUUUUUAGAGAUACAUGUUUACUCUUUCAGCAUGAGGAUCCCUAACAGAAAACUACACACGGCGGUGGACGGAGGAGACUCGGGCGUUUCAGCACACUUCAAAAAUCCUUUCGUACACGAGUUGAGAUUUACUCCUCUGCAGAAACUCAAGAUAGCUGUGAUGUCUGUGACACUGUUCCCUGUCCGUCUGCUCUUUGCUGCAUUCCUGAUGUUGCUGGCCUGGCCCUUUGCGUUCGUGGCUACCGUUGGCCGUUCUGAGGAUGCAGUUGAACCACUAUCCUGGUGGAGGGGGCUUGUAGAUCUGGCCUUAAAGGCCAUCAUGAGAGCCAUGUGGUUUUCCGGAGGGUUUCACUGGGUCCGUGUAAAGGGACGGCCGGCUCUGCCCAGUGAAGCAUCCAUCCUCACGAUGGCCCCUCACUCAUCCUAUUUUGACGCCAUCCCUGUCACCAUGACGAUGGCAUCAAUAGUGAUGAAGGCAGAGAGUAAAGACAUUCCAGUCUGGGGCACUCUUAUCAAGUUCAUUCGGCCUGUGUUUGUGUCACGCUCUGAUCAGGACUCUCGGAGGAAGACCGUCGAGGAGAUCAAACGCCGAGCUUGUUCUGAUGGCAAAUGGCCUCAGAUCAUGAUUUUCCCGGAGGGCACAUGCACCAAUAGAUCCUGUCUCAUCGCAUUUAAGCCUGGUGCGUUCAUCCCUGGCGUUCCUGUACAGCCUGUGCUGUUGCGAUAUCCUAAUGAGAUGGAUACAAUCUCAUGGACGUGGCAAGGGCCUGGAGCGUUUAAGAUUUUAUGGCUCACAUUAUGUCAGCUACAUAACUUCAUAGAAAUAGAGUAUCUUCCUACAUAUACCCCAUCAGAAGAAGAGAAGGAGGAUCCAGCCCUGUUUGCCAGCAAUGUGAGACGAAUCAUGGCCAAGGCACUUGGAUUGCCCAUUAUCGAUUACUCCUUUGAGGACUGCCAGCUUGCUAUGGCCAAAGGCCCUUUGCGUUUGCCCAGACACACCUGCUUGCUGGAGUUAGCCAGACUGGUACGAAGUUUGGGACUGAAGACGAGGGUCACUGAUGAAGUCCUGCAUGAAGAAGCCUCCAGGGCCCUUAAGAUGUGUGGAAGCAGGCUGGAUCUGGAGGGAUUUGCUCAGUACCUGAAUAAAUCCAUGACAGAAGCAGUCCAGGACAUCUUCUCUCUUUUUGAGGAGCAUGGGAAGAUGGAUGUGAGAGAGUAUGUCAUCGCCCUGUCAGUGGUUUGUAGACCUUUCAGAUAUCUGGAGACCAUUAAACUGGCCUUUGGGAUGUUUGAAGCACAGGAGGAUGGAGCAGUUGUAGAAGAUGAGCUGGCCAUCAUUUUGAAAACGGCUCUAGGCAUUGGAGAUUUUGCCGUUUGCGAUCUCUUCAGGGCCAUAGAUUGCCAAGACAAAGGGAAGAUCACAUUUGAUGAUUUUUGCCGGUUUAUGGAGAAUUGUCCUGAUUUUGUGGAGCAGUACCACUGUCUCCUUGAGCCAAUCCCUCAACACUCCAGAGAAUCCACUUCACCCUCAGAGUCUCGGCCUUCAACUAACGGCUUCUGUGCUGACUUCAGCCCUCGAGAUCCAAACACUCACAGUGCUGCACACAGCAAGAAACAGGACUAAAAGCAGCUUUUACUAUCACAGCCUGUCACCCUCAGUGUGGAAGGGUAUUUUUGUGUGCAUGUGUGUACUUCUGUGUGCAGGAGAGGUGAUGACAGACGCUAUCUUGAAGUUGAAUCGGAAUUUGCAUCUGGGUACAUUACCCCAGGGAUUUUUUUUUUUUUCAAGAGAUCUGUUCAAAAUCUUCAAG